Mucor mucedo is the source of this 561-nucleotide messenger RNA. Its product is annotated as ADP-ribosylation factor family protein. Gene Ontology annotation, biological process: vesicle organization; endoplasmic reticulum to Golgi vesicle-mediated transport; intracellular protein transport. NCBI's taxonomy places the organism in Eukaryota, Fungi, Mucoromycota, Mucoromycetes, Mucorales, Mucoraceae. The transcript is spliced from 4 exons. Gene Ontology annotation, cellular component: COPII vesicle coat; endoplasmic reticulum exit site. The record is from RefSeq and is a predicted model, not a curated record. Gene Ontology annotation, molecular function: GTP binding; GTPase activity. Bases 1 to 561 code for a protein of 186 amino acids.
AUGCCGAUCUAUUCAUUACAUUUAAUAUCUAAAGCAGGCUUCUUUUGCAAGCGUGUUACGAUUUUAUCUUUAGGCCUGGAUAAUUCAGGAAAAAAUACACUCUCACACAUAGUUAAGAACAAUCAGAACGAGUUUAUAGCACGUACACAUUGUCCUGCAAUAAACGAGCUAUGUAUAGGUAAUGUAGUGCUUACAACUUUAGAUUUAGGAUGUCAUAUGCAGGCCAGAAGAUUAUGGAAGCAUUAUUUUGCUGAAGUUUCUGGUAUUGUUUUUAUGGUGAAUGCAUCUGCUCCUGACCGAUUUUUAGAAGCCAAAGCGGAAUUAGAUGGACUUUUGUCCAUUGAAUAUAUGAAGAAUAUUCCAUUUUUAAUUUUGGGGAAUGAAUUAGAUGGACAAGGUGCAAUGAGUGAGCAGGAGAUCCGCCAAGGAUUAGGUCUUGAAGACAUAACAGGAGAUGGAAAAGGUUCAGUCCCGAAAAGACCAGUCAAAUUAAUUAUGUGCUCAGCUAGUAUGCCAAAAAAUUAUGCCAACGGACUCCUUUGGCUAUCCCAACUAGUGUAA